UGAACGCUUCAAUAUGUCUAAACCAAGAGAUUACAGCAGCCAGACCUACAGCCCCAGUGGCUCAGGACCGGCCAAAAGCUACCCGACCAACAAAAAAAUCGACCCGUCUGGUAAAUCCAAGGAGAAGGACGACAUGGUUGGACUCAAUGACAAGUUCGUCAGGUUGAUUGACAAGAUGAAACAGCAGGAGGAUGAGAACCAAAAGCUGGACACUAAGUUGAAGAUCCUCAAGGAGCAGGAGGACUACGAGGGGAAGGUCGACGACAUUGUGAAGCAGCUGGAGAACGAGCUGGAGCAGCAGAUCGAGAACUUGCUCCGCGACCAAGAAAAGCUCAAGGCCGAGCUGCUCAAGAACCAGGAGGAGGUGGAGGACACCAAGAAGAACUAUGAGGACGAGUUGAAAAAGAGAGCUGAACGGGAGAAUGAAUUUGUCGUCACCAAAAAGGAGGUAGAUGAAGGUCAGCUGGAUUUAGUAGAUCAGGCUCUGGACCUGGAGGACCUGGUAGGGAAGCUGGACUUCCGCAGGGCUGGCUUUGAUGAGGAGAUCAAAGAGCUGCAGUCUCACAUCCAGAACGAGACAGUGGUGUUACGUGACAGCAGCAAACGGUCGCUGGACAUGGACGAGAUCAUCGAGAGUGUCAAGAAGCAGUAUGCCAACAUGGCCGCCCGCACCAGGGAGGAAGCCGAGAUCUGGAACCAGAGAAAGAUGGAUGUCAUGGUUACCAGAGCAGGACAGCGCGAGCAGGAAGUUCGUGAUUUAAAGAGGGAGCUCUCAGACAUGGUGCGCCUGAUCCAGAAGCUCAAUGGGGACCUGGAAACUCUCACAAGGAAGGAGGAGUCCCUGAAGAAGGACAUCACAGAUGCGGUGACAGAGGGCGACCAAAACUUAGAGAAGUCCCGGGAGACCAUCACCCAGCUGGAGGAGGCCUUGAGGCGGGCCAAGCAGGACUUGGCUAGACAGAUCCGUGAAUACCAAGAGCUCAUUAACCUCAAGCUGGGCCUGGACAUUGAGAUCGCCACCUAUCGCAAGCUGCUGGAGGGCGAGGAGCAGAGAAUGAGGGAGUUCAUGCGCCAAGCAGACGUUCAUCUGUUGUCAAAGAAACACCUGCCAGAGAGGCCACGAACCCCAGAACCCACUGUCGUCCCACCAACCACCACUAUCCCGGCAACAACACAUAUGUACCCCGCCUCCAAGAAACGCCUCCUGAUCCGGGUGGAAGUAGAAGAAGGCAGAGUUGUGUCUGAAAGCUCCUAUUACACUGAAGGUUAAAUAGCACUAUCCAUCACUCCUGAUGUUGCAGCACUAAAGCAUAUUCACAAAAUUUGAAUGAAAAUUAAGUUAAAGUAUCAUCAUAAAAUUUACUUUUAAUACAAUAAUAAUAAUCUUUGUAUGUGUGCUAUCUGGUAGAGUGAACAGUCUAACAAUAGCUUCUUGGCAGGUUGAACGUUUUUCCUAGAAUCCGUGCUUGAAGUUGGAGACAGUUUGUUUAUAUCAAGCAGUGUUUUUAAAAAAGGAUUUCUUCUCUUUGUUUGCAUUUGGAAAAUACUUGUGGUGUUCUUGGUACCAUCAGUUUAUUCUUUUCAGCUGUCUUCGGGUAGUAGGAGGAUGAUUUUGUCUUUUUGUGAUACAGAAAACCACCAAUCUAACUGUGUAAAGGUUUUUUUGAGGACGAGAACAAUAAAACAAGGAACUUGUGCAAUCGAGCAGGUGGUUACAGAGUGUUUCUGCUGUUGGGCCACAUAAUUAUCAUAUCAGGAAGAACAUACACAGAGAUAACAUUUCCUAGACUCACAAGAACUCACUUUUUUUAGAGGUCUGUAUUGAUUUGGGGUUUGCAACUGUAUAUUUUCAACAGCUUUUCAUGAGGUAAAUACAAAACAUUCUGGUGCUGUGUUCCGCAUCUUUACAAUGUAUGUUGCAACAGUGAAAUUUUUAUUUGCAAGCCUGUAAACUGCAGAACUGAAUUGUUUUCUCUCUCUCAUUUGAACCUGCACUGUUGUACCUCAAAUAAGCUAAAGUAAUCACAAGGCAGUCAGAAGAAAUAUGAGUUUACUGUUAGGGUAACAAGUAUUGGCAAUGGAAUUCAUUUAAUAAAUAUAUAACAAGA
This is a messenger RNA of Thunnus maccoyii (southern bluefin tuna), 2108 nucleotides long. Its product is annotated as intermediate filament protein ON3-like. The record is from RefSeq and is a predicted model, not a curated record. Gene Ontology annotation, cellular component: keratin filament. Lineage: Eukaryota; Metazoa; Chordata; Actinopteri; Scombriformes; Scombridae. The transcript has 9 exons. Bases 14 to 1270 code for a protein of 418 amino acids.